Molecule: messenger RNA, 2516 nt
Organism: Cuscuta campestris
Lineage: Eukaryota; Viridiplantae; Streptophyta; Magnoliopsida; Solanales; Convolvulaceae
Source: the annotation of a GenBank genome assembly
CCCUUUCAACGGAUAAAAACCCUCUUCUGAACUCAUCUUCUUCCUCUCGCUACUGAAUCUUAACCCGACCCGAAUCUCGACUACAAUUUUCCCAAAAUCCUUGUCUCCUUUUCCGGAAUGGCCCCUACGAAUCCUGAAACCUGGACCCAUGGACCCUCCGUUAUCAAGGAGAACGAACUUCGAGAGAUGGCCGUGCUCCUGGGCAAGGGCUUCCGGGUCCACCAUCCCGAUGUCGUUGGGGGGAUUAGUUUAUCCCACAAUCCAAAUCCCCAGAAAUAUAUGGUCAUGCAGUACCACUCUGUGGAGAAUGGAUUUAGGUUGCCCCUCCACGGUCUGCUUCGCGAUCUCUGCCUCCACUUCGGAUUUGCUCCGGGUCAACUGACCGCCAAUGCACACAAGUAUGUCGCGUCCUUCAUCUUGAGGUGUUGUGCCCUGGACAGAGCCCCAAAUCUAGAGGAAUUCCUUAUGCUCUUCAGUAUUGGGGGUUUCCCCUUUUACAGCCUAUACCCCCAUAACCAUUUUCCCAUUUUUGAGAAGGUUGAGCUCAAGAUCGACAGAUGGUCACUGAAAUACUUCGUUAUCGAGUUUCUGGCUCACAGCCCCAUCGAUCUACCGGGUGUUGUCCUCCGCCGUUCCAUCUCCCGGACGAAAUUCGCCACACCAGACUUGGCAGAGGGAGUGUAUAAUACCUUGAAGGAGAAGGAGGGUUUAAUUUCCCACCACUCUCUCCAGGAUGCUAAACUGUACAAGAAGGCAGGUUUUUACUACCCCUUGGGUCCUGACCCGAUUCCCUUUGAAGAGGUGCCUUCUCUUGAGAGAUCGAAGGCUUCUCCUGUCGCAGAGUCCAACCCGGCUGCAAGCUCUCCCGGAAGCCGGUCCCAAGGUGGUUCUACUACCUUGGCUGUACGCAACCCGGCUGCUGCCCUGGACGUUGUUCCCAUCUCUGCCAUUCCUGGGCUUAGAAGACCCAUUCCAUCGCAGAAACGACCAAGAGAGGGAGUCUCUGAUGAUGACUUCCUACCAAAGAAGAAUAGGGGUGAUAGUAUCUCCAUUUCACCCAGCCCCCUGUCAACCUCUUCUGGUCCUCAGAACGCUUCUCCUGCUGCCACUCCCGGAAGUUUAGGGCUGGAGUUACCCAACCCGGAAAGUCUGGAUCAUGAGGCAGAUGAACUUCCAGGCCAGGUGCCACUCACAAAACCAGCGGCGCAACCUCAGCUUGAUACAAAUGCUCCCCUCCCUCAAACUGCAUCUGCCCCUCUAGAACUGGAGGAAGAAGCUGUGGGACAGCAGGAACCAGAGUCCCCUCCUGCAGUGGAGAAGGAAGUCGAAGUGCAGACAGAAACGGAGAUCCCCUCCCCACAAGGGGAUGAGGUUGGAGAGCAGAGGAACGCUGAAGCUCCUUCAGAGAUGGAAAGAGAGACUGAGAAUCGACCGGAGCCGAAGGGACAGUGUUCUACGGCCACACUCCCAGCCCCCAAUAUCCCCAUCCGGCGUAAGUUCACACCGCAAACUUACCCCGCUUUUACCGAGGGUUGGGAAGGCCUUUCCUGCGGUUUGAGAUCCCUACAGGCCUCCCAUUGGACUAUCCAGGCGAACCUGGAGAGGAUGAGGGAAUCAGUGCAGGGGCCCACAACUCUCCAGACUCGCCCCGACCUGCUUGCCCUCAAUGCUCUGCACUUUAUGGAGCAGGCCCAGCAAUCACUCCUCACUUUGACUGAGGAGUACCUGGGUGGAGCAUCAGGGAACUUUCGGGCUGCAAUGCUCUUGAGGGAGAGGGAUCUGGCUGUCAGGGCCUUGCAACAGAAAGUCAACUCCCUGGAACAGCAGGUCCGGGUCCUGCAAGAAGAGAAUGCUCGGCUCAAGGUAGAUGGCCCAAUGGAGCUUGCAGCUGAGAGAUCCAAGGCCCAGUCCCUACAAGAGCAGAUUGCCAAUUACCAAAAGGAGACCCAGGAUCUGGAAGUGCAGUUUGAUAGAUUCCGGGCACAGAUUUCCAUUCUGGAAUCCAGGGUCUUGGCUUCAGAAGAUCAGGUAGGCAGCCUGAAAGCUGAGUUGGCUGAAAGGGAAUCCCGGAUCUCUGAACUGGAGAAUUCCCUCCAGGAGGCCAAGUAUGAGGGUUCCCGUCUUAACGAACUCGCGUUGAAGCACAUGGAGGCAAGACGGCUUACCCUCGAGAAGUUGAAGGAGAGAGACAGACUGCAAGCAAGCUCCGGUCAAAGAAGGGUGAACUGGAGAAGGCUAUUACUGCCCAUCAAGAGGAAGUUGCAGGCCUGACUGCCCGUGCUGAAGCCCUUUAUGAAGAGGGGAAAUUUUACAUGCAACACUGCAUUUAUGAGGCCAUCCGGAGUGGUCUUCCAGCUCACCGAUCCUUGGAUGAUUUCAUCUCAUACUACGGGUUACCUCUUCCUCUUUCUCCCCCGGAUUCUCGUGUGGACCCAGGGUCUUGACUUUAUCUUUCAUUGUUGACUAUUGCAUUUUGCUUUGUAACAUUUAGAUGAUAGUAAACUGAUAACACCUGA